ACUUACUGCUGGGGAUCUUGGGUAACAUGUGUGAGGGCGAUGGGCCAUGGGACUCUUGAUAAUAUGAACUGGGCUGGACUUUUGCAGAAUAUGCUGGUUGUGCUCCAUCUCCGGCAGAUCAUGUGUGAUUCUUCUGUCUGGUUUUCCAUCCCAGAGGAACAGGAGCCCGGUGUUCUGGCUGGGUCACUCAGUAAACACUUUCCACCACCUUACCAGCUCCUGACCCAGGAGUAUCUGUGGAUGGACAAAAACACAGGGAAUUUCUACACGACUGAGCAAAAGAUGGAUCGUGAGGCCCUCUGCCCCGAGGAGACAAAGGCUGAGGAAUGCAUUAUUUUACACAAUGCUGUAGUGGGGCCCUCAGGAGACCUUAUACAGUUCCCUGUGAUCAUACAGGACAUCAAUGACAAUGCACCUCAGUUUGAAAAUGGUGAAAUACACCUGAGGGUGCCUGAGGAUGUCAAUGUGGGGACCAGCUUCUUACUGGAUGAGCAGGCUAAGGACAGAGAUGUUGGAUAUAACAGUGAGCUACAUUACCACCUGGAAGAUUCUGAUGGAGUUUUUAGUUUAAAGUUUGAGGAAGACGGCUCUAUCAUCAUGCUGAUUGUGCAAUCACCUCUGGAUAGGGAGACUAGGGACCUGUAUCGAAUGGUGCUUGUAGCCUCCGACUGCGGCUUGGACCCUUUAAGUGCUACAGCAACUUUAAUAGUCACAGUGACAGAUGUUAAUGACAACUGUCCUAGCUUUAGCCCUGACAGCCCCCGCAGUGUCUCCAUCCCCGGAGAUUCUUUGAAGAACACACUGGUUGCUCAGGUCAGAGCCACAGACCCAGAUUCAGGCGUGAAUGCUGCAAUCCUGUACUCCCUCAGUCCCAAAGUCUCAGAGCGGGCCAAGAAGCUCUUUAGCCUUGACAGCCUCACUGGGUACAUCCGACUAACACAGGACCUCCAAAGUGACAACCUGGAGGAGCUGCAGCUGAAAGUGCUAGCAAGCAGCCACCACUGCCCACCAGCAGACGCUCAGGUAACCGUAUACGUGCUCCCCAAGGCGCACCAAGAGCUGACGAUCAAGAUCGGGUUCAUAGCGGAGCAUCAAAACCAGACUCUGGUGUUACAAGAGAACCAGCCCCCCACUGUCUUAGCUGUUUUAGAGCUGGAGGCUGACAGCAGCUUUAAAGGCUCAUCUCUUUCCAUUGAGGGUGAGGUGCCUUUCACUUUGAACCCGCAGAAUGAUAAAUAUCUGCUUUCCACAUCAAAGCCCCUUGACUAUGAGAUGAAAAGAGAACAUUAUAUUACUGUGGUAGCGCAUGGGAGAUCAGCCGAAGGACCUGCGAUGGCUGCCUCCAGGCGUGUGAUCAGGGUGAUGGUGGCAGAUGUCAAUGAUAAUGCUCCACAAUUCCUCCAGUCUCAGUAUCAGCUGGAGGUGGAGGAAAACAACCAGCAAGGGAUGUCACUGCUACAGGUCUUGGCUUCAGAUGCAGACAGCGGACGCAAUGGGAGAGUGACCUACAGGCUGAACAAACACAUACCUACCAUCUUUAACAUUGACUCGGUGACCGGUCAACUGUCGGUGUCCGCCUCUCUGGACAGGGAGCAGCAGGGUGAACACACACUUACUGUAUUUGCACGAGAUAGCGGCUCUCCUCCCUUGGAGUCAGCAGCCACAAUAUCCAUUCGUGUUCUGGAUCAGAAUGACAAUGCACCUGUGUUUCUUACGCCUCACUUCAUCUUUUUCAUCUAUGAGAAUGUUGCGCCGUUUGCCCUGGUGGGAGAUGUGGGGGCGACUGAUCCGGAUGAAGGGGAAAAUGGGAACACAGAGUUGCAUGUUGUUAACAGCAGUGGACCUUUCGUUGUGGAUAACACUCAGGGAACGCUACGCACCACCACAAACUUGGACCGCGAGACACAGGACCGCUUUGAACUCUACCUGCUGGCCAGCGAUCACGGCCAUCCGGUCACUAUGACGUCCACUGCCAGGGUGACAAUAUUUGUGGAAGACAUCAAUGACAACCGGCCAAAAGUGGUUCUUCCCAGCAGCAACUUCUCAUGCCUGACUAUUUCUCCAGCAACCAUCGCAGGCACCAUGGUUACAAAAAUCUACGCCAUCGAUGAGGACUCAGGGCUAAAUUCUGAGAUUACGUACACUGUUGUAGCACCAGAAACAGUGCAAAAGAACAGCCCAUUCCAGAUCGAUUCAAGGUCAGGGAACAUCAGUGUAAUGCAGCAACUUCAAUUAAAGGACCUGGGUAUGCAUCACCUGUUCAUUGUGGUCAGAGAUGGAGGAAAACCAGCUCCACUUUACACCACCGUGUGGGUUAAUCUACUGGUCAAUGAGAGCAUGGAGCCCUGCCACAUGGACAGAGCGCCCACCUGGACAGGGACACCUAACCUUGGUCAAGCCCCCUCAAAGGCCCCCAUCUGUGAGGCAGAGGACCCCAGAUCAGGUCAGCUGGCUCUGUUAGUAGGCCUGUGUAUGAUGCUAACAUCCACAUGUUUGCUGGUGGUGUCGACUGUUUUAUACCUGAAACAGAGGAGAAGCGGCCUGAGACGGAAGAAGAGGGCACCCUCUGAGAAGAAUGAGAUUCCACUUCGACUCAAAAACAAAUAUUACUCUGAAGACUAACAAGAUGAAGCCAGCAGAGUGUAUAAUCCUCACUCACACAGUUUCAAAGAUGAAAUCAGCCCCUGAAUUAAACAGGAGUAUUUGUCAAAGGCUUCUUGCAUUUUAAUAAUCAUAUCUGUUAAAUUAUUCUGAUACAGUGUACUCAACAUGUGUCAAGAGUAAUUCUGCAAAACAAUGUCGAUAUAAUGUUGACCCAAUAGCCUAUAAGAUACCAGGGAUGCAUACAAUUUGAUCUGAUAAGAAGUAUUUGAUAUUAUCAGAAGAGUUGUUCCCAUUGUAUUCCACACAUAUGAUAUAUGCAGUAUUACAGCAUGCCAUAACAAGGGACUGCUAAAAUACCAACAUCACAGUGUUAAUCUUUAGGGAUUAUUCUCCUUGACCCCUGCAGCGAGAAGAAGACAGAGGUAAUGGCUGCUGAGUUGAUUGGGCCUUCCUCUGUAAUGGGGAGUCUAAAGAAUUUAGACACACAAAAGGGUUUAAUGUUCCUCCAGUGGGGAGGUGAUGAAAGUCUCUCAAGAAGCAGCAGGAGGCGGGAGAGUGGCUGUGGACAGGUGAGAGGCGGCAGAGGGAAGGAACACCGCCGUCUCAAGUCGCUGCUUCACACCUGUUAUCCGAUAGCGUUGCUUUUCACCCACGAUGCUGGAUGGCACCCAAAAGGCAGGGGGGAAAAAGAGGAGCUACUGUACUGCACAAAGUAACCCAACAGGCUUGUUGUUCCGAUGACAGAUGUUCAGAGGGAUAUCACACUGUGUUCAAAGAAAUCUUUACAAAAGGCAGUUGCUCUCAUGUGUUACAGAUACAUUUGUAUGCAUGCAGGGGAACGAUUGAGAUAUCAAACCAGGUUAAGUGAUACAUUAAGUAUGAAUGAGUCAGGGUAAAAUGUGUUUACAAAUCUGUUAACACACAAUUAGACAAGGAGACUAGGCUAAUUGUUUUAGCUUUGAGUUGCUUUUUUUUUUUUUUUUUACUUUAAUGGUAUCAUAAACUGUUGAGUGAUCAAUUUAAGACACACCUUUGUUAGAGGAAGGAGGAGAGCCAGCAGCCUGAGCCUGUAAAAAAAAACAAUGUACAACAACCUGGUUAGUGCAGAACAAGGCUUGUAUAACAUGAGAGGUGUUUCUCUAGAGGAUUUCAGAGCUACCGACUAGAAAAAAAACAUCUAAUAUAGUUGUACUGUGAGGUAAGGUACAUUAGCUAAGAGGGAAUUAAGAGGCCCAUAACAAAAUUACAAAUUAAAGAAGGAACAUCAGAUCCCAUUAGAUUACAACGUUGACAAAUUAAUAUUAAAGCAGGACUAAUGUGGGUUAAAUGCAACAUUUUGACCGGGUUGACAAUCCAUGACAAUCCCACAUUCUUACAAACUAAAAAGGCACCAUGUUUAGUGAUUUUCUUUUCUAAAGUCAGUGUUUUUUUUGUUUUUUUUUAUAUAAAACGCCUCAUGCCUGCCACUGUGCGAGUGCUGUGGCAGUAGAAAGCCUGCCAUCUGCUGGACAAAGAUGAAGCCAAAGCAUCUUUUUAUCUGGUGUUUAGCCAGAGGGUGGAGAUGAAUCAGAGGACGGUCUCUCACUCCACCACAGUCAGGUCAACUGAGAUCAGUGACGCUUCCCUGCUGCAUGCUGCUCUGUUCCACUCAAAGUACAUCUCAUUUUCCACAGUUUUUUUCCACAAGCUAAACAUCUGUGGGUAAAAGGGUUGAAUUAACCAACAGGAACAAAGACUCAGCCUGCACUGACCUAAAGUACCCACUGGAAUAUUCCUGAGAUACAAAUGAGGGCAUUUCUUAUUAAUCCUGUAUAAUUAAAACACAAGUGAUGAUUUUCUUAUCAAAGGAACUUGUGUAUUGAGUAGUUUCCAGCCCAAAAGGCACAAACUGAAAGUCGCUUUAUUACUAUUCAUGCUCUGUUAAAACCAAUGAAAAAUUGCUUUACUAAAGAUCAAGUGGAUAUAUAAAACAUUUUGAAUUAAUAAAGCGCCAAAGAAAAACAAAAGUUGUCUUGUUACACUAUAUGAAUAACCAGCGUUGAAGAAAAACCUUCUUUUAGCAUGUAGAGGCCUGACCAGAACCAGACUCAUUGGUGAACAGCUAUCUGCAAUGAUGGGCAGACAAAUGAUA
Molecule: messenger RNA, 4735 nt
Organism: Labrus mixtus (cuckoo wrasse)
Lineage: Eukaryota; Metazoa; Chordata; Actinopteri; Labriformes; Labridae
Gene: pcdh20l
Product: protocadherin 20
Exons: 2
Coding region: 40-2622 (860 amino acids)
Biological process (GO): homophilic cell-cell adhesion
Cellular component (GO): plasma membrane
Molecular function (GO): calcium ion binding
Source: RefSeq, a predicted model, not a curated record